Messenger RNA from Symbiodinium sp. CCMP2592, 7908 nucleotides. The record is from the annotation of a GenBank genome assembly. Lineage: Eukaryota; Dinophyceae; Suessiales; Symbiodiniaceae.
AUGAAGCGAAAGAAGGAGUGGAAAAAGCAAGGGCAUUUGGAACCGCAGCAGCUCCACCUGGAAGACGAGGCCAGGUGGCAGCAGCGAAAGGCCCGCGGUCUGCUGGAGGCCCGUGUGCUCAGUCGAAUCGGGCUGCCUGAAGGCAGCCGCAACUUUGUUGCAUCUGAGGAGCGCGGUGUUGCCCACUCAAGCCGAAGCAGCAUCCCGCGGCAGGCUCUCUGGGAAGCAGUGUCCUGCUGCUGUCCAGCCGUUCCCGAACGCGAGCCGGAGGAGCUUCAGUUUGGAGAAAGCUGCGCUCAGAUGCUUGAUGCAGAGCAGCACGUUCUCGACAUCGUUCAGUGUCAGGGCCACGGGUGCCAGCAGGCGAUGCGGCGCAGCCUCAACUUGCGCCAGUGGGGACUGAAGAGCCGCAGCGCUUGUGGUGGCCAUGAAGUCGACAUUCCCCUUGAUACCCGCAGCAUCGUCAACAGCGAACUAUCCGUGCCGACAUGUUCGUGGAUCCAUGAGCUCGCCUACGUGAGCAUUGAACGAUUUCUGCUCACGUUGCCCCUGGCAUCUUUACCACAAAUCUCCAUACAUCGGAACUCGGGCUGGCGAGCUGGCGGAACUUUCGAGCGCUUGGGGACUUCGGUGGAUGCCUGCGAAGGUGGUGCGGCCGAGUCUGGAGGCGGCGUCGGCUGCAGGCAUGCGCUUGUGACGUGGAAGCGAAGCCGAGAGCUCCCAGCCGAGUCCUCGCACGCCCCUCGGCUUCCACGGCCCUGGAAACGCUUCAGGGAUGUCCUCGCAAGCAGCAUGGGAGAAUGGGCAUGCGUUGCUGCCCUGGUGCAGCUGUGCCGCAUGGUGCCGCCGGUGAGCUCCGAGCGCGUGUCCCUCACCUUCCGGUGGGUCCGGGAGGACGUCUUGGAGGAAUUGAAGCACACGGAGACCUUCGCGCAGAUGAAGCAAGUGGAGCCCGGCCAUCUAUAUCAGGACAGAGCAGGACGUGCUGCGAGCGGUCGAGCAGGUGCACAAGAAGGCUCCGUCUCGGAAGUCAUGAAGCGAAAGAAGGAGUGGAAAAAGCAAGGGCAUUUGGAACCGCAGCAGCUCCACCUGGAAGACGAGGCCAGGUGGCAGCAGCGAAAGGCCCGCGGUCUGCUGGAGGCCCGUGUGCUCAGUCGAAUCGGGCUGCCUGAAGGCAGCCGCAACUUUGUUGCAUCUGAGGAGCGCAGUGUUGCCCACUCAAGCCGAAGCAGCAUCCCGCGGCAGGCUCUCUGGGAAGCAGUGUCUUGCUGCUGUCCAGCCGUUCCCGAACGCGAGCCGGAGGAGCUUCAGUUUGGAGGCCGCGCCCUGCAGACAGAAGAGGGCCUCAACGGGCACGAUCGUGAUACUUCCUCGGGGACACCAAGAAUGGCAUCUACCGGUGGUGGUGGGCAGGGGGAGCAGCCGGACCAUAGCAUGCAAGCCAAUGCAGGGGCCGAAGCCGAGGGGGCCAAGGACGGUGAGGGAUCACCGCAGAAGAGGGGACGCACCCAGGAGCAGCCUUUGACCCUGGCGCUUUUGCGGGAAGUGCUGGCCCAGGAGCGGGAGAUCGACCGAAACCACCUCGCUCAGCGAUUGGAGACCGUGCAGGGGGAUGUCAAAGCCAUCCGUGGGAGAGUGGACGCAGUCGAGACGGGGGUCACCAUGCAGAUGCAGAACACCAUGACUAUGUUGACCAAGGUGACCGACAACUACGAUGUGCAGUCUAAGGCCUUGGGGGAACUCAAGGUUGCCCAACAGCAGCUGGAGAAGAGACUUGAGGCGAUGGAGCACAAGCCGUUCUCCUCGGCUCCGGGGAGCACGACCGCGGACACGGAAGGGGGAACUGGCAAACCGCCAGCACUUAUCAUGGGGGGGUGGCACCCAGAUCAGCCAGCUGAGGAAACACUGCAGGCAGCGAAGACCAUCCUCCGCAGGCUGGACGUCCAGCUCAACCCUGAAGAUGCUUUUGUGCCUGGCCUGCGCAGGGGGUACGCGAUCAUACCGAUCAAGCCAAAGCCGUUCGAAUCUGAGGACGAGCGCCGCACAAGAGUUCAGGGGGCCAUGCAACGAGUCCGCAAUGCCAACGUGACCACGGGGACCGACGACUCCGGCAACAUGCGCAAGCUCUGGAUUGCCCUUUCCCAGAGCCCAGAACGACGACGCAGAGCGAAACUGGCAGGGAAAGUUAAGCGCCUGGUGCUCGAGCUGGGGGGCAACAAGACCGAUAUGGAAGUCGAGUUCGCGACGGGGACCGUUUGGAUGGUGACCAGCGGGGGGAGCACUAAGGUCUCCAGCUGUUCCGCGGAGCAGCCAGCCACAGCCGAAAAGGUCGGGGCCGGAUGGGUCGACGUGACGGCGAUCGCAAAGGCCAUGAGGAAGACGCUGCAAGAGGUGCAGACCGCAUGGGGGCCCCGCAAAGCGGAGCUUCUGUGGCACGAGGGGCAGCUCGGCGGCAAGUUUCACCAGCGAGAUAGGGGGGAACACUCCCAGCCAAUGCGGGUGGCGACCUGGAAUGUGGGAGGACUCACGGCUCAACAUGUGCUGGAGGCCACCCAACACUUUUCGGGGGACCCGGACCUUGAGUUACUACGCGUGCUUUUGCUGCAAGAAGUCGUUACCGAGCCGGGGGUUUUCUUUGCAGAGCAGUAUGGAUGGACAGUCGCUUUUGGGAAGAAUGAGGGGGACUGGAGGGGCACGGGGGUGGCGUACAAAACUAGCACAGCCCACCACAGCAACACACAGCUCCUCCCGGUGGGCAUUGCCACAACACUCACAGACACAGCCGGGAAGCGGGGGGUGCGUUUUCUGUCUGGCCACAUACCACACCACGCCACCAUAGCGCAAACCGAGCAAUACCUGGGGGAGUGGAGCAACACGCUCAGCAAAGCCAGGGUUGUGUUGGGUAUGGACGCCAAUGAGCAGUUCACGCAGGCGGAGGGUGAGGGGUGGCAUGCACACACCGGCAGGGGGGAAGCCAUUUUGGCAGCCAUGGCGGACAAAGGCCUCAACACGCCAGAGCAGCAACUCACCACGCCGUCGUACCACCCAUACAACACAGCCAUGCGCUCCCGGCGCUUGGACUACCUGGCGGUCCGCGGGCUCCACACACAGACCGGACGAGUAGCAGGCGACAGCCGGCAUCUGGCACGUUCCGACCACGACCUGGUGUGGAUCGACGUCACUGUGGGGGGGCCGCCGCCGAAGCCAAAGCCGACAUGGGGGGCAAGGAGGUAUGCCAAACACGUCAACGUCCAGAACGAAGCAACAAUACCACCCAGCCAGACGGACACACAUACCGCCAUCAGUCAGCUGGCCUGCAGGAUCACGGUGGCGGGGAGGGAAACCGACAGGUUCACCGAGAGCAACGCUCUCAAAGGCCUGCGCCGGCAGGCCAGGGGGGCGCCACAACACCUUAGCCGAGAAGCGUGGGAAAAAGUGGCGCGGGUGAGGCAACAGGAGCAGCGAGCAUGGCACCAAGCGUUGGUCAACAAGGCCAGCCAUGCAAACUGGCGAGCCAAGCGGGCGCUGGAGACACACACUGCUCGCAGGGGGUGGCAACACCAACUCACAGACGACCCUGAAUGGAGACACAAGCUCCGGGGACACUUUGCAAGCAUCUUUGCCAAAGCACCGGCACAGCGCACAGCACAACGUUUGGCAGAGACCAGGGGGGCCCUGACCAAGCUAUGCAAGCACACCCCGUGGAGGCCCUUCACACGGUGGGACCUCGAGCUUGCGACCCGCACCUGGAAAAAGGGCAAAGCGGCGGGGCCUGACGCCAUCACGCACGAAAUCCUCUGGCUACUCAUGCAAGAGCAGGCGUGGGGGGACAGAAUCCUUUACAUGAUGAACGACUUCCUCUACAAAGGCUCCAUACCGGAAGAGGACGGGGCGCCGUUGCAGUGGGGGGCGAGGGGGAAGCAAGCACCUGAGCUGCUCGUGGUGCUGCGGCGAGUGAUCAGGCACGCCAAGGACUGGAACAUCCCGACCUGGAUAGUUAAGUUGGACGUGCGCAAGGCGUUUGAUAGUGUGUGGCAGGAAAGUAUGGGGCAGGUGGUUGCGGGGAAGGCAAGGCGGGGGAGGAAGCACCGACGGGAUGCCAUGGGAGGCCAGAGCGUGAAUGUUCCCCAAACCAACGGGGUGCGCCAAGGCUCACCUGAUAGUCCAGUGCUCUUCGGUCGGGUGGUCGCAGACGACCUUGAGGGGCCCCUCAACGCCACACAACACCUCCUGCCCCCCAAGCAGGAGGGGCCACCUCCACCACAAUCCGGGGGGGCGUACAUGGAUGAUACCUACCUCUGGAGUUACGAUCGCGACCAUCUGCAGGCCUCGCUCGCGGAGCUUGAACGCCGACUCAGGCAACACGGCCUCACCAUAAACCCGGGGAAAACGGCGAUCAUAUACAGCCGGCCGGAGGGGGGAGGUACAUUCCGAAUUGGGGGGGACGAGGUUGCAUGCAAGCCCUUCGGCGAGGUGAUCACCGCACUGGGGUCACCCAUCACGUUCGGGGAGGAAGUGGCGGCCGUUGUUGCAGAAAUGAACCACUGCGCGCCCACGUCCCUGGACAGCAGGAUCAAGCUCCACCAGACACUCGUACGGGGGGCGGCGCUGUGGGGGGGGGAGGCGUGGCAGGUCACAGACGCAGUGCUCCAGGCGGCGAACAGCACGCAGCUCACGCAGGUGCGCCGCAUGAUGCACCCAGGGCGGAGGCCAGGGGAGACUUGGGCGGAAUGGCACGUCAGGACCAUGAGGGGGGCGAGGGUGGCGCUUCACAAAGCCCAGGUCCUACGCUGGAGCACGUACGUGCUGGAACGAGUCUGGGACAUUUACGGACACAUGCCAGGGCGGAGCCCGGGGGGAGACCCAUGCUGCUGUGGAAGAACAUGGAAUGGUGGGGCCAAGAAGUCCGGAAGCCGCGCAGCCAAAGGCAGUACUGGCACCAAGGACCAAAAGGGGUGGAGCAUCAGGGGGGCAGUCUUUGUCGAGAAAUUUGAUGUGGAGUGGAGUUCGGGACAGCAGCAAAGCCUGACAAACCUGACACCAAACAACCGGGUAGACCAGUUGCAAGCAGUGAACAUGUCAGUGCAUGCCACGGCUUCGCCCGUUUUUGACUUCGAGGCUUUGCCCGAAGGAGUGCAGAGGCGUGGCCCGCCUUCCAUGGCUCGGCCGGACCGUCCAGGAGUCCUGGGCCACCUAGGUCCCUUCCCUGUGGAGGCAGGGACGCUGACCUCCCAAGACCGGGAGGAGAUCCGCCAGGAGACUGGGUGCACGGUGGGAGUGCGCGGGCGGAGUCAGUGGGGCUCGAGGUGCCUCACGGUCUGCGGACCGCCUUCAAGGCUGAUGGCGGCGAAGGAGAUGGCGGAGGAGAGGAUCGCCAACUCCGUGGAAGACGCGCGGGCGCCGAAGCCAAAGGGCCCUGCGCAUGGUCCCCCUUUUGGACCACUCUCAAAGGCGGCCAACAAGGGCAAAGGCAAGGGCCCAGCCAAAGGCGCCUUUGAAGGACCGCCGGCGCCUAAAACGCCGCCGGCAGCGCCAAGGCCGCAGCCAAUGGCUGCCCCGGCACCCAUGCCGGGGCAGAGUAACGGGGAACUUGCGAUGCAGCUCCAGAUCGCACUCAGCAGGAUCUCGACGCUGGAGACGAGUGUGCUGCAACUUCAGACGUUGCAGAACUAUGGAGGGCACCAAAGUGCCCUUCACGAGAGCCGCUUGCGCAAGGUCGAGGCCGACCUGUACUGGCAGGAGCGAAGGCCGCCACGCACACGCAGCCGCUCGCCUCCCGCAGCUGCCAGCAACAGCGGCCAGCCAGCGCCAGCACGCUCACGCUCCCAGAGUGCUGGCAGUGGCAGCUCCAGCAGCCAGCAGGAGUCACCGGCCUCCAAGGAACUUCUCGAUGAGCAAAGCAAAGAUCCUGUAAUCCUGGCAAGAAAGGAGAAGGAUGACGCUAUUCGGGCCAUGGUUCUUGACUUGGCAAACGCUUACUCGAAGGCGUACGAGGAAGGCCGCUGUGCAGUUCGCAAGCCGAAAAGGCCUUCAAAGAAGAAAUCCUCACCCGCCUCCGAGAGUUCUGAGAGCGACAUGGAGGAUGCGACAUUGAAGCAUUUGCUGAACCUGUGCUGCAUGGAUUCGAAAGCCACUGGGGGCCCAUUCGAAGCUGGCCUCACAACCUCGCAGCAGAUGGAGCUCCAGGAACGGUUGGGUUUCAUUUCGGAUCCUGAAGUUCAUGCUCGGAAGGCUGCGGAUGCAGUCCCAGCUUGCUUGAAGGCCCCAGACCAGCAGUGGCUCGAGGAACGAUUGGGUUUCAGUUUGGAUCCGGAAGUUCAUGCUCGGAAGGCUGUUGAGAAGCGAGAUCAGGGUGAUCAGGGUGCAUCCGUGCUCACAGCCUCGCCUUUUGAAGACACUUUGAGUGAGGCCGCGAUCCAGAAUAUGUUGGCUGCAGGUGACCACAUGUCGGCUCCAGUUGAGCCUGAGGUUUCGAGAUCUGCUGCUGCUGCCCCAGUAGAGGAUCCACUUGAGCAGCCUAUCUUUCCUCAGACGGAUGGGCUUGCUGCGCAGCUUGCAAAUAUGGACCCCAAAGCCAUUCAGCAGCUUCUGUCGGUUGUCAACAUGAAGCUGGAGUCGGCUAAGGCCGUGAAAGCCGACGAUCACGCUGUGAAGCGCUCACUUUCCUUCGGCUCCGAAGUCUCGACUACGUAUGGCAAUGACGGUUCUGCUGCCACGAACUCCGUGAAGGAUCAUGAUGAGGCCGAGCUUCGCGAACGCGAAGCAGAGAUUGCGCAGAAUGAGCGUGAACACAAGCUCUUGAAAAGCCAAGAAAAGCUACGACAGCAGCUUCGUGACCGGGAGGAUCGCCGGGCAGCGAAGGUUACAGAGAGCAACCUUCGGCGACAGUCAGACGAUGUUUCUCCUGAGGAGAAGCCCGCUGCGUGCGUGAUCACUCGGCAAAUGCAGCUGGGACUCACGGCUGCUAAGCGAAGCAAGGCGACUGAUGAGAACGAGGGUUCAGAGCCGGAGACGGGAAAGGCUAAGCCGAAGAGCAAGGCCAAGGCCAAGGCCAAAUCCAAGGCCGCAGCCAAAGGAAAAGCAAAGGCGAAGGCCAAAAGCUCCGGUUCCAAGAAGAAGCAGCCUGCUGCAAGCACAACAGCUGCGGAGGAGGACGCCGAUGGGCCACCUGAGGCCGAGGAGGCCGUUGCUGCAUCCGGUGACGAGGAGGCCGAUGCUCCACCGGAGGAGGCAUUGGAUGAGUCUGUUGGUGAGCCUCCCAAGGGCAACGCAAAAGCAGGGAAAAGACCCAAGGUCUUCAGAUCCAUGUCUAAGCGCCGCCUUGCGUGCAAAGGGUCGACAGGAUCUGCAUCCAAGAAGGGUUCCCGCAAAUCCAAAGCCGGCAAGCCCGGCAAGGCGAUUGCGGACGGCGAGGACGGCGAGGAGCUUGCGGGCGAGGCCGACGAUAAUGAUGAGGGCAGUUGGUCUUGGCCAGCUGGUGGUAUUAUUGCCGGUCGCGUGAACCGGAAGCGCAAGGCCGCAGCCGGUGGUGCGCAGCGUGGUCGCGCAAAGAAAAACAAAGCCAAGGCAACCGAGGAGAUUGCGGAGCCGCCCACGGAGGCCGAUGACCCCGAGGAAAAGGAGGAGCCCCACAACGAGCCCGAGGACAAGGAUGCCCCUGCUGAGCGACAGACCUUUGCCAGACGAACUUGUGCUGACAGGGGUUGGAAUAAGGCCCGAUGGGAGGCCAUCCGGGAUGCGUACAACGCAAAGAUCCGCUGCUUUGUGAUCGGCCACUCAGAUACCUUCUGGUCCUAUGUGGUCAAGAACCUCAAGCAGCGUGGUCAAACGCCCGAGGUAGAGGAGUGGCCCACCGUUGCGAUGGAUUCGGCUUGGGAGUUUCUUCGGGAUGAGGAUAUCAGCUCCUGA